AUAUCAAACCAAAAAAUCUUUCUAAAUAAAAAAAUAAAAACCAUUUUUCCAAUUUUUGAGUUGAAAGCUUCGAGGGUUUUGUGGGCUUGUUUGUUCCCAUCAAUUUCCAAUUUCUCUUUCAGGAUCUUUGGAGGUUUUGUCAAGCUAACCAAAACAGUACCCAACAAAUAAUCUGAAGAAACAACGGAAAAGGAAGACGGAUAAUUGAAGCUGUUGCGUGGUAUUAUACUGGGUCUGUUCCUGACAUUGAAAAAUUGUUUGCUCGAGAAUAGUACGAAGCUCCUGAAGUUCGAACUUGUUCUAUGCGAAAAGGAGUGUUUGAAAGGGUAUACUUGAGGUCCAGUUAUUUAUCCGGUGGUGGAUUAUGUUUUGGGGAGAAAAUGGCUGCAGGGACUGAUUACCCGCAGGCACUUUCCAUGUUGGAUGGCAGUUAUAGAAAGGAGAACGUUACUGUUACAAGAGACGAGAAAUCAAGUACUUUUGAGAACUUGAAGCAACCGAACAUUGGCAGACCUCCUCGUCACCUCUCAGCUAUUAGGUGUUGCGUGAGCUCUGCCCAGUUGGCUCCUGCAGCUGAAGUGGAGUUGGAUAUUGGGAUUGUUAGCUCAAAUUCCCCAUCAGAUAGUAACUCAGCUUUUGUACCUGUUUUUCGCUCUGGAAGCUGCUCGGAGAUUGGACCGAAACCAUAUAUGGAGGAUGAGCAUAUUUGUGUAGACAAUAUUCUUGAUCAGCUGGGUGCAACUGCGAACUUCACUUCUCCCGGAGCAUUCUAUGGGGUUUUUGACGGCCAUGGUGGUACUGAUGCAGCUUCGUUUAUCAGAGAGAACAUUUUAAGGUUUAUAGUUGAGGAUCCGCAUUUCCCGUUAUGUACUAAGAAGGCUAUGAAGAGCGCUUUUCUAAAUGCUGACGUUGUUUUUGCUGCUACCGGUGGUCUUGAUAGUUCCUCUGGUACCACUGCACUUACGGCCCUCAUCUCUGGAAGGACGAUGCUAAUUGCAAAUGUUGGAGAUUGCCGAGCUGUGCUGGGAAGAAGAGGUCGGGCAAUUGAGCUUUCCAAAGACCAUAAACCCAAUUGUGCCUCCGAAAGAGUGAGAAUCGAGAAACUGGGAGGCAUGGUGUAUGAUGGCUACCUCAACGGUCAAUUAUCUGUGGCACGAGCUCUUGGGGACUGGCACAUGAAAGGCUCCAAAGGUUCCUUGUGUCCCUUGAGUGCAGAGCCAGAGCUCGAGGAGACAAUUCUGAGCGAGGAAGACGAAUUCUUAAUCCUAGGCUGUGAUGGGUUGUGGGAUGUGAUGAGCAGCCAGUGUGCAGUCACGAUGGCAAGGAAAGAACUAAUGAUCCACAAUGAUCCCGAGAGAUGCUCAAGAGAGCUUGUUCGGGAGGCACUCAAGCGCAAUACAUGCGAUAACCUGACGGUGGUUGUGGUAUGCUUCUCGGCAGAUCCGCCCCCGUUGCUUGAGAUCCCAAAGUUAAAAUUCAAGAGGAGUAUAUCGGCGGAAGGCCUGAAUCUUCUGCAGGAGGUACUAGAUAGUAAAUCAUGAUCAGAUUUGAUGAUCAAUCACAGGAGGUACUAGAUAGUAAAUCAUGAUCAGGUUCGAUGAUCAAUCACAGUUUGUGGACGAUAUUGAAUGAUCAGGUUUCUUUUUUCACUUUUAUUUAUUUAUUCGUAAUGCCAUCAAUCAGCCAAUCUUUGCUUGUUUUGAUCUGUCUUGGGAUCGAAUUAAUUCUGUUGGCUUUUGAUUGAAAUUUGUUGUACAUAAUAAUAUAGAAUAAAUCAGCUCUUUGUUUUUUUCUUC
Messenger RNA from Pyrus x bretschneideri (Chinese white pear), 1796 nucleotides. RefSeq names its product probable protein phosphatase 2C 27. The coding region runs from base 303 to 1541 and encodes 412 amino acids. The transcript is spliced from 6 exons. NCBI's taxonomy places the organism in Eukaryota, Viridiplantae, Streptophyta, Magnoliopsida, Rosales, Rosaceae. The record is from RefSeq and is a predicted model, not a curated record. Gene Ontology annotation, biological process: protein dephosphorylation. Gene Ontology annotation, molecular function: cation binding; protein serine/threonine phosphatase activity.